Lacerta agilis (Sand lizard) is the source of this 781-nucleotide messenger RNA. RefSeq names its product NSE2 (MMS21) homolog, SMC5-SMC6 complex SUMO ligase (gene NSMCE2). Bases 171 to 659 code for a protein of 162 amino acids. NCBI's taxonomy places the organism in Eukaryota, Metazoa, Chordata, Lepidosauria, Squamata, Lacertidae. The transcript has 4 exons. The record is from RefSeq and is a predicted model, not a curated record.
AAAAACCAGAGUGGGAGGAAAAAGUGGGAGGAGGAUGCAUCCUGCCCGCCUCCUCUUUCUCAGGAACUAAGGGGGAGGAGAGAUUCAAGUGAGCGGAGGGGGUGUGUGUAUCUCCAGUCAUUUGUUAUCGCUGUCUUAAAAAACUUAUUAAAUAAGGAAACACGUCCACGAUGUCUGGGCGCUCUGUGGUCUCCUUCAGCGCUGUGGAUGCCUGCCUUUCGUCUCUGAAAACCUGCCAGUCCAGCAUAAGUACCGGAAUGGACAUUGCUACAACCGUUGCUCUGGACCUUGUGCAAAGUAAAAACGACAUGAAAGAGGUUGACGAAAUGGAAAGAGUGAUGUUGGAAUACGCUGCAAUGAGCAGAGAAAUGAACCACUAUAUGGAAGCAGUUGAAGACACGGUGAAUCAGCUAAAGCGAGACAAGCCGGAAACAUUGCCAGAUUUGAAAAACGUAGUUGAAGAGAAGUUUAAAGCCUUGGAAAGCAGAAACAGUGACCUUGACUUGCAAGGGAAUGAGAAAUUUGCCCACUUUAAGGAGCAGCUCAGGCAGAUGAAGGCUCAGUGUAAGUCUUUUAUUUAUCACCAUGCUUGGAAAGUUCUGAGAAGGUACAAACAGCUGAUCCCCUCUCUUAGCUCUGCCUCUCACUAUGAACCUUGAGCAGGGAAGCGACUCUUAGGUGAGGUUCCCAGCAAAAAAGGAAUUUAAUCUCCCUGCGUCGUUCCCACCAGGCUGCCCUUCAGGAUGAGCUAAGGUGAAACAGGAUAUUGCCAAAAAUUCCC